GCUUAGAGGAGAUCUCUAUAGAGAGAGAGAAAGAGAGAGCAAGAGCAAUGGGUAUUAAAUAUGAAUUAAUUCCAACAAAUGAAGAGUUUAACCAUCAAAAAAAUACGACAUCUAAAAAUGCGGCAGUUAAAGUCUUUCUUAUCUCUGUAAUUCUACUGUCAAUCGUUUUAUAUUACUCUUCGGCGAAUAGUGAAGAAGAACUUAUUUUAGUGACCCCUCAGAAUGCUGAACUCAAUAUGAUAUCGGCUAUUGAAGUGUCUAGUGAACCAAAUGAUUUAAUAGACGAAUCCGAGGAACUAAUCCCAACCAUUGGACCAUCAGAAUUCCGAAUAUCAAGCACAACAAAACAACAAAAUCUAGAAACGGAAGUCUAUUUUAAUCGUUCAGCAAGUGUAAUUUCUUUGUUAAAUGAAACUACGAUAAGCACAACACCCCACAGUUUGCUAGUGAGAGACCCCAACUAUUUCGUGGAUAGCCCACAAUGUAAAAUGCCCGCACCAAAUCCCUUUACUGCCGAUGUGCUUAAAAUUUGGCAUAAGAAAUCGUACACAAAAUGUGAUAAAAGUUCCGAUUCCAUAACGGUGAUCUAUGUAAAAACUAAGCAAAUUUAUCAACUGCACAAGAAUGAUCCAAAAUCGAAGUGCUGCUACAGGCAAAUCCUUCGAGCUGGUGCUAAAACCAUGGCCGAUCAAUCGUACAAAUUAAAAAAUUGUAUUGAGUUUCAACAGGAUUUUGUGGUGCCACGACAUGUGGAGGAAAUGAUUACCGAAUGCCGAAAAGCAAAUAAAUCAAAUGUAUGGCAAAAGGAUGCCUUCAGUUUUGUGCAUCCCAAAGUUAAGAGUUUGCCAACAAGAGAAAGAAGGGCAAGUGUAUUGCUUUGGGGUAUCGAUUCUAUAUCACGAAUGAAUUUUCAACGCACAAUGCCGCACAUGUUUGAAUAUCUUAGAACUCAACACUGGUACGAACUUCAGGGAUAUAAUAAGAUGGCUGACAAUACGUUUCCCAAUUUAAUGGCCGUUUUGACUGGAAUGAAUAAUACACGUUCCUAUGACCAAUGCCGCCCCAAGGAAGUUGGAGGCUUGGAUGCCUGUCCCAUGUUGUGGAAGGACUUUAAAAAUAAAGGUUAUGCUACAGCAUAUGCUGAGGAUUGGGCUACUUAUUCGACAUUCGACUUUCACAAGCGAGGAUUUCGUAAAGUUCCGACGGAUUUGUAUCUGAGACCUUUGAUCUUGGCCCUGGAAAAGGAAUUAAAGACAGUCUAUGCUGCGGGAAUACCCUACUGCUUGGGACGGCGACAUUCGGCUGAGUAUGUAUACGAUUCAGCUAUGCAGUUCACCCAAGUCUAUAAGGAUCAGCCGACAUUUGGCUUGUUCUGGACAAAUUCCUUUAGUCAUAAUGAUUUUUCCAUGCCCUCGGCCAUGGAUGACAAGAUGGUGGAAUAUAUGCGACAAUUGGAUAGAAAUGGAGUCUUCGAGAAUUCAAUUAUUAUAUUCUUCAGUGACCAUGGCAUGCGUUUUGGAUCAUUGCGACAUUUGGCAAGUGGUUUCAUUGAGGAACGUCUACCCACCAUGUACAUACGACUUCCAAAAUGGUUUAGAGAGAAAUACAAGCAAUUUGUUGGAAAUUUGGUGCUAAAUCAAAAUCGUUUAACCUCGCCCUACGACAUCUAUGCCACUCUCAGGCAUAUUCUUGAGCUGGACACACCAUUAGACCAACUGCCACGACCAGAGGGCUGUCCCACCUGUCACAGUGUCUUUGAGGAAGUAUCCUUUGCGAGGGAUUGCCAAAAAGCGGGCCUGGAAGAGCAUUGGUGUGCUUGUGAGCAUAUGGCCGAAAUAUCAGCAAAUGAUACAACAAUCAGAAUGAUUGCUGAAAAACUUGUCGAUAAGAUAAACACAUUUCUGGCAUCUAAAAAUAUGUCAAAUCUCUGCGAGCACCUGAAAUUGAACGAGAUACGCUCUGCCCAUAGGUCAGCAGAUAUGAAAGCGUUUAGAGUGCAAUUCACUGUUAAUCCCCAAAAUGCUCCUCUCGAGGCAUCGGGCUCUUGGAAUAAUUCCACUCAGGAAAUCUCAACAAAGGCAUAUGAUAUCAGUCGGCUUGAUUUCUAUAAGGAAUAUUCCAAAUGCAUAGAGAAUGAGACGGCCAAAAAGUAUUGCAUCUGCGUCCAGUAAUUGGCCUCAACCCAAAAAACAUCAACCCUGAAAUAACCACAGGAUCACCACCACAAUGAGAUGCCCGAUAAGUAUCAAAUGUAUCUAUAUACAACAUUUGUAUCAGUGUCUCUUCCGUAUCUCGUGCUGCCAAUCUCACAAUGAUCUGUGAGCUGCUUCCGCAAAGCAAUUUAGGAGACAAAUUAGUUGACAAUUGUUUAGCAAUUGCCAGCAACUCCUUUUUUUUUGUCAAAUAACAUAAUUGUUAUAGGUAGAGCCUCUAGAUCCUUUGUGAUGAAGCGAUUGUGAUAAAGAAUGUUUGCCCAAAUGUUUGACAAGAGCUAAGCCAAAAUAAAAAUUGUUAAUAACAUGUCAUAUAACAACAACAACAUUUGUUCUAUGUUUAAUAAAGUGGUUUUUCCAAGAAUUGAUAAUGA
Molecule: messenger RNA, 2587 nt
Organism: Drosophila willistoni
Lineage: Eukaryota; Metazoa; Arthropoda; Insecta; Diptera; Drosophilidae
Exons: 3
Coding region: 48-2171 (707 amino acids)
Source: RefSeq, a predicted model, not a curated record